AUGGACGUCGCCCAAGCAGUAUCUGGGUACAUCAAUAAGGUGGUUAUGACGAGCGAUACGUCGUCUGCCAAGAUGAAAAUUCUCCUACUCGAUAGAGAAACAGUUUCUAUCGUCUCGACUGCGGUCACACAGUCUUCUCUCCUCAACCAUGAGGUCUAUCUCAUCGACCGUCUGGACAAUGCCGCGCGUGAGAAGAUGCGACACCUACGAUGUCUAUCUUUCGUGCGGCCAUCGCCGGAGUCGAUUCAGCUACUCAUAGAUGAGCUUCGUGAUCCCAAAUAUGGCGAGUAUCACUUGUAUUUCACAAAUGUUGUCAAGAAGUCGUCCUUGGAACGCUUGGCUGAGGCUGAUGACCAUGAGGUGGUCAAACUGGUCCAGGAGCACUUUGCUGAUUACAAUGUCAUCAACCCUGAUCUCUUUUCUUUCAGCUUUACUCUUCCGCAACAGAGAAUCUGGGCAGGGGGGCCUGAUACAUGGAACCCUGACUCCUUACAGCGAUGUUCAGAGGGCUUGGUUGCUGUCUUACUCUCACUCAAGAAGAAGCCCCUCAUCAGAUACCAGAAGACAAGCCCCCUGGCAAAGAAGCUCGCGUCAGAGGUCCGAUAUUUGAUGACACAAGAGGAUUCACUGUUUGACUUCCGAAAAGUUGAUACUCCUCCCAUUCUGCUUGUGUUGGAUCGCCGGGAAGAUCCGGUGACGCCACUGCUUACACAAUGGACAUAUCAAGCCAUGGUCCAUCAUCUCCUGGGUAUCCAGAAUGGGCGCGUCGAUCUGAGCGAUGUUCCAGAUAUUAGCCCCGAGCAAAAGGAGAUCGUUCUAUCACAGGAUCAGGACCCAUUCUUCAAAAAGAAUAUGUUUCUGAACUUUGGCGACCUUGGAGGCAACAUCAAGGAAUAUGUUGGCCAGUUCCAGUCGAAAACCAAGAACAAUGAGAACAUCGAGUCAAUAUCGGAUAUGAAGCGAUUUAUCGAAGAAUAUCCAGAAUUCAGAAAGCUCUCUGGCAACGUCAGCAAACAUGUUACCCUCGUAUCGGAACUUAGCAGACGUGUAGCUGCCGAUAACCUCCUGGAGGUUAGUGAGCUGGAACAAAGUCUGGCUUGCAACGACAACCACGGGACUGAUGUAAAGAAUAUUCAGCGACUCAUUCAAUCGCCGAACGUUACACCAGAAAGCAAGGUUGGCCUUGUAGCUUUGUACGCUCUCCGCCAUCAUAAACAUCCUUCCAACACGUUGCCCAUGCUUCAGGACCUCCUUAUAGCUGCUGGAAACGUAUCUCCGCGAGAGGCAGAUUUGGUCAGCAAAGUGACGGCGUAUCACAACUCCCUUCAAGCGUCACAGUCUCAGGGCGGAAUUUCAGAAAUCUUCGAAUCGGCAGGCAUUUUCUCCGGUACUGGCAGCCGCUUCAAGGGUCUCAAAGGAGUAGAAAACGUCUAUACGCAACACAGCCCAUUGUUGGAGACUACCCUACAGAACUUGAUCAAAGGACGACUCAAGGAUCAGCAAUACCCCUUCGUCGAAGGUGGUGGCACAACCAAGGACAAACCUCAGGACAUAAUCGUAUUCAUGGUUGGAGGUGCUACUUAUGAGGAAGCCAAGAUGAUUGCAGAAUUGAACGCAUCGAGUCCAGGCGUUAGAGUAGUCUUGGGAGGUACAACGAUUCAUAACUCGGCGACCUUCUUGGAAGAGGUGGAUGAUGCUGUCAGUUCAUGGCCAGAGAGCCGAGCCGCACUACGGCAUCAAUGGACAAUUACAAGACGGCGGUACCUUGCGACUGUUUCCGGUGAUUUACAACCUUACGAUGUCGUCGUAAUCGGAGGCGGCCACGCGGGCGCUGAAGCAUGUGCUGCUGCUGCAAGAUCUGGCGCAAGGACAGCCUUGGUCACGCCGAAAAUCGAAAAUUUGGGAACGUGUUCCUGUAACCCGAGUUUCGGCGGCAUCGGCAAGGGCACAAUAAUCCGAGAGGUCGAUGCGCUCGAUGGAUUGGCGGGGAGAAUUAUCGACAAAUCAGGCGUACAGUUUCAUACUCUGAAUCGGCGAAAAGGUGCUGCUGUCUGGGGUCCCCGCGCUCAAAUUGACCGAGAGCUCUACAAGAAACACAUGAAGGACGAACUCUCUUCGUAUCCCAACCUAUCGAUCGUGCUCGACAGCGUGUCCGAUAUCGUUACCAAGCCCCAGGAACUGUUCGAAGGCGCAUCAAGUUGCAUUGCGGGCGUGCGCCUGGAGUCCGGCCAAACUCUCCCAACAAAAAAGGUUAUCAUAACCACAGGGACAUUUCUCGGAGGCGAAAUACACAUCGGGCUGACCGCGUAUCCAGCCGGUCGACUCGGCGAGGCGGCGACAUUCGGGCUGAGCAAGUCACUGCGUGAUGCGGGCUUCAAGCUGGGACGCCUCAAGACCGGCACACCCCCCAGAAUCGACGCAGCGAGCAUAAACUAUGAUGUGCUGGAGAAGCAGUAUGGCGAUGACCCACCAACACCAUUCAGUUACCUCAACGAGACUGUGGCGAUUCAGGAGCAGAUGACUUGCAGUGUUACGUACACAACGGAGGAUACUCACCGGAUAGUGCGUGAAAACCUUGAUAAGACCAUACACAUUCGAGAGACAGUCAAGGGCCCACGCUACUGCCCCUCUCUCGAGUCAAAAGUCAUUCGCUUCGCUGACAAGGAACGACACAUCGUUUGGCUCGAGCCCGAAGGUUUGGACAGCCCAGUCAUCUACCCCAAUGGUUUGUCCAUGACAAUUCCUGCAGAGGCGCAGGAGGAGGUCUUGCGCACGAUCCCAGGCCUCGAGAACUCAAAAAUGCUUCAGCCCGGGUACGGUGUUGAAUACGACUACAUCGAUCCACGUGGUCUGAAGUCAACACUGGAGACAAAAGCCAUCAGCGGCCUGUACCUGGCUGGUCAAAUCAAUGGCACGACUGGGUAUGAGGAGGCUGCCGGUCAAGGUGUCCUUGCGGGCAUUAACGCCGGUCGCUCGUCUCAAGGCUUCCCACAGGUUUACCUCUCAAGAGGGGAUGGGUACAUUGGCAUCAUGGUGGAUGACCUUAUCACGAAAGGUGUCACUGAACCUUACCGGAUGUUUACCUCGCGAAGUGAAUUCCGCAUGGCAUCACGUGCUGACAACGCUGAUGUUCGACUGACAUCCAAGGGCUAUGGGUGGGGAGUCAUAUCGGAGAAGCGCUGGAGUCGUUUCCGUGAUGAGAGACAGCAGAUUGAUGACCUUACCAAACUAUUACAGUCUGUAUCGUUGAGCCCCUUACAGUGGAUCGAAAAGGGGUACCAUAUGAAGCGCAACACUCAGCGUCGCGAUGGUAUAGAUGUCCUCCGUCUCUCGAACCCUGAAACACGCGUCGACGUCGAUCGGCUUGCACCAGUCAUCCCAGGCGUAAUGGACUUUCCACCUCGCGUACGACGUCGUGUUGAAAUCGAAUCAUUUUAUGCCCCGUAUAUCAAAAUCGCCGAGUCGGAGCGCAAGCAGCUAACAAACGAUGAGCGCGUCAAGAUACCCCUCGAUCUCAACUAUGACAAUAUCCCUGGGCUUGCAAUGUCAGAAAAGGAGGCGCUCAAGGCAGCGAAGCCAGAGAACCUCGCACAGGCGAGGCAUGUCGAGGGCGUGACUCCGUCGGGCAGUUUACGUCUACUCGCUCACGUUCGUCGAAGGCCCGAAGUAUACUUGUUGGAGAAGGAUUCUUCACGUGGGCGCCGGACACAAAGGACGAAUAAGAAUCGAGGCGGUGUAUAG
Messenger RNA from Fusarium subglutinans, 3741 nucleotides. RefSeq names its product vacuolar sorting-associated 45. Gene Ontology annotation, cellular component: cytosol. Gene Ontology annotation, biological process: tRNA wobble uridine modification; vesicle-mediated transport; tRNA methylation. The record is from RefSeq and is a predicted model, not a curated record. The coding region runs from base 1 to 3741 and encodes 1246 amino acids. Gene Ontology annotation, molecular function: flavin adenine dinucleotide binding. The transcript has 5 exons. NCBI's taxonomy places the organism in Eukaryota, Fungi, Ascomycota, Sordariomycetes, Hypocreales, Nectriaceae.